AUCCCUCUUAUCGACAACAGGCGGCGCUUCACUUCCGGUCUAGAAAGAUACAAGCAUGCUUGGGGGACAAGGCAACAUCAUCGUUCUUAACCAGAACACAAAACGGGAAUCCGGGAAGAAAGUCCAGCAAGGCAACAUCGCAGCCGGCAAAGCUAUCGCAGACAUCAUCAGAACAUGUCUGGGACCAAAGUCUAUGUUAAAGAUGUUGAUGGACCCUAUGGGAGGGAUUGUUAUGACCAAUGAUGGCAAUGCCAUUCUCCGUGAGAUCAACGUUCAGCAUCCAGCAGCCAAGUCCAUGAUUGAAGUAGCUCGCACACAAGAUGAGGAGGUUGGAGACGGAACCACCUCCGUUAUCAUUCUUGCUGGUGAGAUGCUUUCUCAGGCACUUCCCUUCCUGGAGCAGCAGAUGCACCCCACCAUUGUCAUCAGUGCCUUCAGGCAGGCCCUCGAUGAUCUUGUCGACAUUCUCCGCAAACAAAUCAGUGUACCCGUGGAUCUGACCAACAAAGAUGACAUGAUGAAAAUUGUCAAAAGUUGUGUUGGCACAAAGUUCAUUAGUAAAUGGUCUGAUCUCGCCUGCCAGAUUGCUUUAGAUGCCACAGCAACAGUUGCAAUCGAGGAGAACGGUCGACGGGAAAUUGACAUCAAGCGAUAUGCAAAAGUAGAAAAGGUCCCAGGGGGAACCAUGGAGGACUCUAAAGUACUGAAGGGAGUCAUGCUAAAUAAAGAUGUUGUCCACCCUAAAAUGAAAAGGAGGUUAGAAAACCCAAGAAUUAUUUUACUAGACUGUACAUUAGAAUACAAGAAAGGAGAAAGUCAGACAAAUAUAGAGAUAUCAAAGGAAGAAGAUUUUGCUAAGAUCCUUAUGUUGGAAGAGGAAUAUGUGAAGAGAGUUUGUGAUGAAGUCCUUGCUUUCAAGCCUGACCUUGUUAUCACUGAGAAGGGUGUGUCUGAUUUAGCUCAACACUUCUUUGUCAAGGCAGGAGUCAGUGUAAUCAGGCGUGUCAGGAAGUCCGACAACAACAGGAUUGCCAGAGCCUGUGGUGCCACCAUUGUUAAUCGUACUGAUGAAAUUAAAGAAGAAGAUGUGGGAACACAGUGUGGUCUAUUUAACAUAGAGAAAUUCGGUGAUGAGUACUUCACCUUCCUAGUCGAGUGUAAGGAACCAAAAGCAUGUACAAUCCUCCUGCGAGGGGCUAGCAAGGACAUUUUGAUGGAGGUUGAGAGAAAUCUCCAAGAUGCCAUGAAUGUCGCCCGUAAUGUGAUGACCGAGCCUCUCCUGGUUCCAGGGGGUGGUGCAGCAGAAAUGGCCCUCUCACAGGCCCUGAACGAGAAGGCCAAGAGUAUCACUGGAGUGCAGCAAUGGCCAUAUCGGGCAGUAGCCAAAGGUCUGGAGGUCAUCCCAAGGACACUCAUCCAAAACUGUGGUGGCAACCCUAUCAGAACACUUACAGCUCUUAGGGCGAAACAUGCAGCACCCAACUGUACAUCGUGGGGUGUUGAUGGAGAGAAUGGCAAGAUUGUGGACAUGAAAGAUUACGGAAUAUGGGAACCAUUCGCUGUAAAAGUACAAACAAUCAAGACUGCAUUAGAGACUGCUGUGCUACUUCUAAGAAUUGAUGAUAUAGUCUCUGGAACUAAGAAGAUGUCAGAUGCUGACAUGCCUGCUCCCCGACAGAAAGACGAAGAAGCUGCACCUCAGCCUGAGGGACCAGAAUAGUCGACAACCGAAAAGGAUUAGGAUUUACACAAACAUUUCAAUAACAGAGGCAUUUCUUUUUAGAAUAAUACAAAAUUCCACAGAAUAUUUCUGUCUGAACUGCAUUCUAUGAAGGAAAAAAUUGUGUUCAUAUUUCUCAUUGUCUCAUUAGCAAGAUGCAAUAUUCAAAACUUUGUAGUUUUUUUCAUGAAUGUCAAAUUCUUUCUGUAAAAUGUCGCUCAUGAAAUUGCAUUGUAAAGAACAAAGUGGAUUUUGUUAGUUCCCAUCAGAUUUAGUCCGGUAAAAUCCAAGAACAUUUAUGUGGUGAUAAACAAGAGAAAGUAUCUGUUAAAAUCCAACACUUGAUGAAAGCGUUAAGUGAUGUGGUAAAGGACAGGAGUGCUCUAUUUAUUUGUGAUGAAUUUCUAUGUAAAACCCAAAUAUAUACAUAUGUGUCUUUUUUAUAAUUAAGAACAAAGGAUUAAAAAUGUGAUCCCAAGA
Messenger RNA from Pecten maximus, 2200 nucleotides. RefSeq names its product T-complex protein 1 subunit gamma-like. NCBI's taxonomy places the organism in Eukaryota, Metazoa, Mollusca, Bivalvia, Pectinida, Pectinidae. Gene Ontology annotation, molecular function: ATP binding; ATP-dependent protein folding chaperone; ATP hydrolysis activity. Gene Ontology annotation, biological process: protein folding. Gene Ontology annotation, cellular component: chaperonin-containing T-complex. The transcript is spliced from 17 exons. The coding region runs from base 56 to 1720 and encodes 554 amino acids. The record is from RefSeq and is a predicted model, not a curated record.